Thunnus maccoyii (southern bluefin tuna) is the source of this 4073-nucleotide messenger RNA. It is a transcript of the gene znf574, whose product is annotated as zinc finger protein 574. The record is from RefSeq and is a predicted model, not a curated record. The coding region runs from base 637 to 3645 and encodes 1002 amino acids. NCBI's taxonomy places the organism in Eukaryota, Metazoa, Chordata, Actinopteri, Scombriformes, Scombridae. Gene Ontology annotation, molecular function: RNA polymerase II cis-regulatory region sequence-specific DNA binding; DNA-binding transcription factor activity, RNA polymerase II-specific. Gene Ontology annotation, biological process: negative regulation of transcription by RNA polymerase II; regulation of immune system process; regulation of cytokine production. The transcript is spliced from 10 exons.
CAUUUACUCUUGUUUGAGUAACAUUUGCUAAAACCUGCAGUGCUCUGCUGUGGUAUCAAAUUACUGUUUUUGGCAAGGUGCCUUUUUAAAAAAUGAAGCUAUAUAUCUGUGACCCGUUUUCAAAGAUUCACAUUCUUUAGUGGGAACAAAUGGUCUUGGGGCUGAGUGCCACAGACAAUUUUAAGAGACGUACUAAUGGCUUUGUUAAUUUGGUCUUUCCACAGGAUUUAUUGACAUUAUCAAAAAAUAUAGAACAUCCCUUGUGUUGUUCUUUUAAAAUGUAGCCUUGUCUGCCAAAUUUACUAGACCAUAGACAGUGUAUCACAUUUAUGUCUUUAAAAGGUAUUGAUAAAUUGCUUUUUCCAUAUAUCUUUCAGUGAGUUCUUUGAUUUGUAUGUUUUAAAGCUUUGUUGUUGCAACAUGAGGUCUGAUCAGUGACCAGAGAGAGGGUGGCGAUGCAGAGAUUGUGUUUUGAUUAUAGUUACAUUCAGCAGCAGCACGCGCAAGACUGCACUUCCAGUGGGUCCAAUUACAGCACAUAUCUAAAUGAUGUUAGAGCUAAACGUCAGCUUGGCCCAUGAAAAUGGCAGAGAGAGUGAGGGACUUGGCAAGGUCUCUACCUGAGCAGCAACCUGCAUGGUCAAAAUAACAAUUAGCCCAGGCUCGGCGCAUGCCAUGGAGAGUUCGUCAGUGUACAUGUGCUUCCCCUGCUACCAGGAGUUCAACACUCUGGAAGAGGUACUCAAGCACCAAUUGACAUGCACUGCUGAGGAUGACCAGCCAGACACAUCUGGAGCCACCCCUGUCACUGUUCCAGUGCUACAGACACGGCAACAGGUAUUAAAUAUAUCAAGGACAGUUGCAGUCCCACAGACUCAAGUCCAAGCAGGCAACGCCUCUGUGCAAUCGGUUCAGAGUGCACUCAAGCAGACUGCUGUUGGAGUAAAGGUGCCAUCGGAUCAGCCCAGAAUCCUCUACCAGUGUGGGGACUGUGAUGAACUAUUCAAGAGCCUGGACCUCUGGCAGCAACACCGUAAAGAAGAGACAUGUCAGCAGGCUGCUUCUGGGAGCAAGUCAAAACCUGAUUCACAACCUGAGCCAGAGACCCCUUCAGUUCAGAGCUCAACUCCAACUUUAAAUCCAGAUGAGUGCUCUCUCUCAGAGAGUGAUACGAGCAAAAAUCUUAAGCCCGAACCAGAAGAGAAACCCGUUGUAGAGGAAGAGGAAGAGGAGCAGCAGGUUGCAGAGGCCUCUUCAGCUCAGAGUUCUGAUCUCCCUGUUUCUGAGGUGGUCACUCCAACCUCUAAUCGAGAAGAUUUGUCUCCCAGGAGGAGAGGGGCCAACAAAAAACCUAAGCCUGAACCAGUGCUCCUGUGCGUGGACUGUGGUUCAUGCUUCGGCCUCGUGUCUGAACUCGUUGCUCACCGCAAAACCCAACACGGCUUUGAGGAAGCCCUGCACCGAUGCUCUGUGUGUGGGGAGAGCUUUUUAAACACUACCCUCUUCCUCUACCACCGCAAGCAACACAGGCAGAAAGGUGAAGAAAAAAUGGUAGCAGUUCCUGAAGUGACAGAGGAAGUUUGCAUUCAGAACAAUGGGACUGAUGAGCAGAGGCAGGACACCACUGCCUCCACCACCAGUGAAACCUCCACUUUUCCACAGCCUGAGUUGUUCAUGUGCACCCAGUGUGGGGAGAGCUUCAGCAACGAGGAAGGGCUGGUCACGCAUCGUACAGAGAAGCAUGGUCUGCAGGAGCCCCUGCACAGUUGCUCUCAUUGUGGCGAGAGCUUCAUGAACACCACUCAGUACCUGUACCAUCUCCGGCAGCACCGCUUCACAUCAGAGUCGGAGGUGGUGGAUGGAGGUGAAACCGGUGAUGAAACAACCGCCACGACAGCUCAGGAUACCCCACAGAGCUCAAAGAGGCUGCUUUCUUCACCUGCUUCUGCUAGUGAAUCAGGUUCACCUUUUCCUAAGAGGAGUAAACCCUCUUUCAGGAUCCUGAGUGGUGGUGCACUCAAAGGAAACAAGAGUUCAGGCACCAAAGAGGAGUCAGAGGGCAGCACUGCAGCAGACUCGGACACCACCAACCUCCCUCCGCCUACCAAGCUGCUGCAGGACUGGGCCCGCACACCACUACCCCAUGUUUGCCCCUACUGUGGCAAAACCUUCACAAGACGCGUCUUCCUCCGCACCCAUGUCUACAGCCACACUGGAGAAAAGCUUUUCACGUGCAAGGUGUGCACAAAGUCCUUCACUAACUCCCAGAGCCUGCUGCGCCACAGCAUGAACCACACGAGCACCAGGCCCUUCAGCUGUGAUGUUUGUGGCAAAAACUUCUCCCAGGCAGCCACCCUGAAGAGACACCAACGCAUUCACACAUCAACGCACCCUCGGCGCAAGCGUGGACGCAAACCGGUGUGUAGUCUGGACAACGAGGGAGCUGCUCAUCUCUACCCUUGUCCUCUCUGCCCCUCACGGUUUAACACGGAGGAUCAGCUUAACCAUCACAAACUGCUCCACACCAGCCACCCGUUCCCUUGCCCAGAAUGUGGCGAGGCUUUCAAACGCAGGAAAGAUCUCGACCUGCACUCGCUCACUCAUCAAGACAAGCAGCCAGCGAUGUGCCCUCACUGUUCAUCCCAGUUUGUGAAUCAGUCCGUGCUGGAUAUCCACCUGCAGCGCUGCCCUACCACCGAUGAGGAGAAGAAUGCGGGCCGUGGACGGGGCCAAGGCCGAGGACGGUGCACUGGACAGAUUGAGUGUGACCUAUGUGGCCACCGUUGCAUGACCCAGGAGGGCCUUGAUCUCCAUCGGUUAUCCCACACGGGCCAGACACCUCUCAAAUGCCCAGUGAGGCCUUGCCGCCGCCGAUUUACCUCCAACAGUGCCCUGGAGGAGCAUGUGCUGGCCCAUUUCCAAGGCACGCUCAGCAAGUCCAAAAACCGACCCCGCUUCCGCUGUGAAGUUUGCCACAAGGAAUUUGCCUACAAUUCCACCUUCAUUGUUCAUAUGAGGACACAUACUGAUGAGAGGCCCUUUGAGUGCAACACAUGUGGCAAACGCUUCCGCCAGCUGCCCCAUCUGCAGGACCAUGAGCGCAUCCACAGCGGCCUGCGGCCUUUCUGCUGCUGGAUUUGCGGCAAGAGUUUCAGCGUGGCUGCCCGUCUCACCGAGCAUGCCCGCACCCACAGCGGCGAGAAGCCCUACCCCUGUCCCCACUGCCCUGCUGCCUUCCGCUCUCGCUCCAACCUGGAUAAACACAUCCGGCUACACGGAGACCUGCCUCUCGAAAAGGCAGAGGAGGCUGCACAUGCAGCCGAGGCGGCCCACGUCCAGAAGGUGCUGGAGGGGGCCAAGGUGCUGUCCUCUCUGCCCACCGCAGAGGAGGUUGAAUCUGGCUCUGUGCAGACCAUCUAUGUCCUGCAGGGGGCCGAAGGAGGCACCGAAACGGUCAUGAUCCCAUCUGAUCAGCUCAGUGGCAUAGAGGGAACCUCACAGGUUGUUAUCCUGCCCUCCUCUGUUCUGGGAACUCAGGCCAUUACUGUUCCGACUAUCACCAUGGAUGGCAAUGAAAUCACUAUGGUGGAGGCCAGCCAGUCACCGCAGCAUGCCAUUGAGUUCAUCGUGGAGGAGACUGUAUGAAGGCAGAUACAUACGGACAACACAGAAGAGAAAGACUGAGAGAUUAGUUGAGAAUGUAGACUGUUAAUGGAGUGAAAAGUUUGAUCAUUUAAGGAUAUGCAGUUAUUUCCUCAUAUGUACUGUAUAUAGUUUGAUAGGUUUCUAAGCCAGUUUCAACACAAGUUCCAAUUUGUGUAGUUGUACAACUUGAGCAUAAAUUGAAUUUAACAUUGUUGUAACAGUGAACCUUGUGACUUAAACAUUGAUACAAACAUGAAACAUUCAGGGGAACAGAUUAAAUUAGUCGUUCAGUUGGAUUGAAAAACAUGUUGUAAAAUUGGCCCGUGAUUGUACAGAAGACGCUUGUUCACAGCCCCUAUUUAUUAGGGGAAGACUGGUGGUGGGCCAUGAAAUGUCUUCUGCUUUAUAAUAAAACACUUCAGCUUUCA